Molecule: messenger RNA, 1701 nt
Organism: Cydia amplana
Lineage: Eukaryota; Metazoa; Arthropoda; Insecta; Lepidoptera; Tortricidae
Exons: 5
Coding region: 250-1701 (483 amino acids)
Molecular function (GO): protein binding
Source: RefSeq, a predicted model, not a curated record
UUUUUUACGGUACCAACCUACUGGAAACUUAUCGUGUUGCAAUAUUCGCGUGUUUUUAUUAUUUCAUAUUCAUACUGUUGUUAUUAAAUUGCUAUCGUUUAUAAUGUGGUAAUGUGGUUUUGGCUGCUUUUAAUUUUGCCUAAAAUAAAUUACGCUAACGAGCAAGAUUGCGCGAACAUUGCUUGUGACCAUAAUAAUGUAAACGUGUGUGGUGUCCGUACUGGUGAGGCUAAGGAAGUUUCUUUUAAAAUGUUCGAGGACAAAUGUGCGAUGCAGAAAUUUGAGUGUGAAACGGGAAUGAAAGGUUUUAGAUCUAUCAGCAUGGAGUACUGUAACCAAGCUUUAUCGCUGGACGCUAGACGAAAUAACAACGUAAUACAAAAUAUUACUGAGAAACAUGAAUCACAAAUCGAAGAUUAUUCUUUGAGUACAAAUACAGCAUUAGAUGUAUCGGGCACAACUGAUAUUUCUGAACAUUCGACUUGCAUUCAGUGUGAUUGUACUGCUAAAGCCGAACCUAUUUGUGGGAUAAGAGCCGAAGGAGCACGGUUCUUCAUCAAAUGGUUUCAUGACAAAUGUCAUAUGUUUCAGUACAAUUGUGAAAAUAAUGUAAAUUUUACCGAAACCCAUGACUACAUUUGUGUUGAAGAUAAAAGCUAUCAAACAUCAAAUGAAAAGAUAUCGACAGAACCCGUUGAAACAGAAGAUAUAGAAAUGAUCGAGACAGACAAACCAGAUUUAGAAAAUCAAACAUGUAUUCAACAUGAAUGUAUUUCUGAUGAUAGAGUAAUUUGUGCUAUAAGGACAGAAGCUGAACGUUUUAUAAUUAGAUCGUUUAAUGACACGUGUCACAUGUUACAGUAUAACUGUGAGAAACAAGUAAACUUUAGUGUCACUGAUGAUUUUCUUUGUGCUCGAGAUAAUGACUUUACAGAAAAAGACGGAAGCGAGGAAGAUAUUCUAAAAUUUGAUGAUGUUAUAGAAGAAGUAGAAAACAAUACACAAUUGUUAGAAGAAGCUGAACAAGCAGAAGAUUUAGAAACAACAACUUUAGAAAAUGAAAAACGUUAUAAGGUCGAAAACUUUGAUGAAGAAAAUUCGAUACCAAGAAAUUUGGUGGUUUCAACGUUUAAUAUAAAUGAUAAUAUCAACCGAACGGUAGACAAAUUCUUCGCUGCAUCUCAUACAACUGGUAUACAAUUAGAGCAACUAGAAAACGAGAAUACACGCAGGAUGCAAGUUAAAUACACGGGACCAAUAAACGUAUUCGCGCCGAGAAUGUUCAGGCCGGCGAACUUCACACCCAUUGACGACUUGCCUGAUGAAAUAUACUACGAUUAUCAGCCGUUGGUCAAGUAUUGUUUCCACAGAUGUCCCAAGAAAUGUCCGGACUUCUACAGGCCCGUGUGUGGCGGUCGGAUCGACAGCAAGAAGCAAACUCCGUUCCUGUUUUACAAAAACCACUGCUACAUGGACAAGGCCAAGUGCCACAUGUAUUGGGCAGGCUACAAGGGCAAUAACCUAACAGAAAUAGAAGAAAUGGGUUUCAUUUUCUGCGGCGGGUACAAGAUAAUGAACAUGAUGUAUAUGUUCCCACUGAUCCGGAUCCUGCAGAAGAUGGGUCGGAUCCAGAAGAAGGGAAAGAUCCAUUUCGUGAUGCGCAACUUGGGCCAGUUUCCCGCACAUUUGCAAGGGAAGUAA